Stomoxys calcitrans (stable fly) is the source of this 1972-nucleotide messenger RNA. RefSeq names its product tubulin gamma-1 chain. The coding region runs from base 356 to 1723 and encodes 455 amino acids. Gene Ontology annotation, cellular component: nucleus; gamma-tubulin complex; cytoplasm. Gene Ontology annotation, molecular function: structural constituent of cytoskeleton; GTP binding. The transcript has 4 exons. NCBI's taxonomy places the organism in Eukaryota, Metazoa, Arthropoda, Insecta, Diptera, Muscidae. Gene Ontology annotation, biological process: mitotic cell cycle; cytoplasmic microtubule organization; microtubule nucleation. The record is from RefSeq and is a predicted model, not a curated record.
AUCAAUAUGGAAAUGAGUUUAAAAUAAACAGAUAACAGUACAUUUCAUGGCAGUUCAUGAAAGAAAUUUUCCAACUGCCGGCUUGUGAUUUGAAUAGUCUUUCGCUUUUUUCAAUAGUGGCAACACUGUAAGCACCCCAUUUUCAAUCAGUACCCGCUAGUCAUGCAAUCACUAAAAAAUGCCAAUUUAAUUCUUUUGGUCAAAAUAAAAGCGAAAACAACAACAACUGUCGUUUGUUUUUAAAUUUUUUUGUUGUAAACUGGACACCAGCGCUAUUCGCCACCAAACAAACCGACAAAUGUAAAAUAAAUUUGUGAAGGAAUUCCUUUAAAAAGUUGGACAACGCAAGCAAAACAUGCCGAGUGAAAUAAUUACGCUCCAAUUGGGGCAAUGCGGUAAUCAAAUUGGUUUCGAGUUUUGGAAACGACUAUGUUUGGAGCAUGGAAUUUCCCCCAAUGGUGUUUUGGAAGACUUUGCCACUGAUGGCAUCGAUCGGAAGGAUGUGUUUUUCUAUCAGGCCGACGAUGACCACUAUAUACCACGGGCGGUGCUGCUCGAUUUGGAGCCCAGAGUUAUACACACAAUUAUGACUUCUCCUUAUGCCAAGCUUUACAACCCCGAAAAUGUUUAUCUCUCCAAGCAUGGCGGUGGUGCCGGUAAUAAUUGGGCAUCUGGCUAUAGCCAAGGCGAGAAACUACAAGAAGAAGUGUUUGAUAUUAUAGAUCGUGAAGCCGACGGCAGUGAUUCUUUGGAGGGAUUUGUUUUGUGCCACUCCAUUGCCGGUGGUACCGGCUCCGGAAUGGGUUCUUACAUUAUGGAACGUUUGUCUGAUCGUUUUCCCAAAAAACUUAUACAAACUUAUAGCGUUUUUCCAAAUCAAGAUGAAAUCAGUGAUGUCGUUGUACAACCCUACAAUUCUUUACUUACCCUUCGUCGCCUGACCAGUUGUGCUGAUUGUGUUGUUGUUCUAGAUAAUACAGCUUUGAAUCGAAUUGCCACAGAUCGUUUGCAUAUACAAAAUCCCAGUUUUUCACAAAUCAACACCCUGGUAUCAACCAUAAUGUCAGUAAGCACAACGACUCUUCGUUAUCCUUCAUAUAUGAAUAACAAUCUAAUUGGUUUGACGGCACCACUUAUACCAACGCCACAACUGCAUUUUUUGAUGACAGGUUAUACUCCAUUAACUACAGACAGUGAUCAAACUGUCAAUGUUCGUAAAACUACAGUUCUUGAUGUAAUGCGUCGCCUGCUACAACCGAAAAAUAUGAUGGUAUCAACUGGCCCCGACAAGACCAAUCAUCACUGUUACAUAUCGAUUUUAAACAUCAUACAAGGCGAAGUUGAUCCAACGCAAGUUCAUAAAUCAUUGCAGCGCAUACGCGAACGUAAACUGGCGCAAUUUAUACCCUGGGGACCAGCUAGUAUUCAAGUAGCAUUAUCCCGCUCCUCGCCCUAUGUACAGAGCAGUCAUCGUGUCUCUGGCCUUAUGUUGGCCAACCAUACCAGUAUUUGCACCUUAUUCGAACGUGCCUUAGGGCAAUAUGAUAAACUUAAGAAACGUGGAGCCUUUUUGGAUCAAUUUCGUCGCGAAGAUAUCUUCAAAGAUGAUCUUUCGGAACUUGAUGACUCCCGUGAUGUCGUCGACUGUUUGGUACAGGAGUAUGAAGCGGCUACCCAACCCAAUUAUUUACAUUGGUCGGCCAAGAAGGGUCAGCCAGAGUAAUAAAAUACUCAAUAUGAUCAUUUCCUUUAUCACCAGUGACAAAACCUAACACAUGUGUAUUUUGCAUGAAAUUUUAUUGAUUGCUAUAACUAAAUUAUAACCUCCAAUCGUAUCUAACUCGAAUUUUUCAUUUAUUUCGUUAUAUUUCUUUUUAUAUGUGACUUGUGCGUUGCACAUUUUAUUUUCUUUCUCAUAAACUAUAUAAAUGCACAACUUGUUUAAAUAAUAAAGACUUGUUUGAAAUCAUAA